Molecule: messenger RNA, 5615 nt
Organism: Haplochromis burtoni (Burton's mouthbrooder)
Lineage: Eukaryota; Metazoa; Chordata; Actinopteri; Cichliformes; Cichlidae
Gene: klc1b
Product: kinesin light chain 1b
Exons: 17
Coding region: 2150-4051 (633 amino acids)
Biological process (GO): microtubule-based movement
Cellular component (GO): membrane-bounded organelle; kinesin complex; cytoplasm
Molecular function (GO): kinesin binding
Source: RefSeq, a predicted model, not a curated record
AGCUAUAUGAAAUUGUGUUGUUCUAGAAAAGCGUCAGAUGUCAGAUUACCUGGUGUGUUUUGCGCUUUGAAGUGAUGUCAAAAUGUACACAGAGCUUUCUGUCCACAUUAGCGGCAGUGCAGUGCUAUUAACAUGUAACUACCACGACUUUAGGAUGGCGCCUCUGUUUUCAGCUGUUUCCCGUCAUUAUCUUCGGCUUGUUUGUGGGGAACUGCGAUCUCGUCACAGGUGUCUGAUUUUCCUGAAUAAUACUCCUCGGCAUGGUACGAUGCUGAAGUGAACAUCUCUUCUUUUUUCCUAGCAAUACGCAGGCAUAUUCAUUUGUCAGACAGCCAUUAGUGGGAAGCAGCCCUCCAGCUGCUGGUUUUGUGUAGUGAUGGAUGACUGAGGACAGUCAGUGGCACCUCCCUGCUGGUUGUUUCCAGGCCCUGCCACACCCUCUGGGUUGGCUGGCUCUCCUUUGUGUCUCUCACAGUGAUACCGACACUGUGUUGGAUUGCUGUUUUAUUGUGCAGGAAAUAAGGAUUAUUAAUCCGGUGGUGUCAAACUUCACCAAGUGGACAGGAAAGGCGUCCCCUUGGGAGAUGGCUUUGGUUUCUCCCACUGGCUUGGCUAGGAAGUUGCUGACUCCUCUCUGCCGUUUUCCCCCAUUUCCUCUCCCAGUAUGCAUCACACCCUUUCUCAAAAAGGGUAGGCUAGUAGGAUUGUUUACAACUAAACACAGACAAUUUUAAAGAAGACUAGAUUAUUAUCUUAAGAUGAGAGUUUUUAACCCUGCCUCACAGACAAAACAAAAUGAAUACGAAAUUAAAGUUGGUAGCAGAGCGUCCACAUUUAUGCCAGUUGUUAUUGCAUUAAUCCACUGUUGUGAUCUCAGUGGGGGGGAAAGCACUACCUUCACAAGUGACGGUAGUGAUGAUAGAUGGGUUAGAAGAAAAGAGACGGAGUGAGGAUGGUGUUGGCCGAGAAGUAAAGUAAUAAUGUGCAUCCCGGGAGAUGGAGACGAAUGAAGGCUGUAGCUUCGAGGCCCAGAUUUCCACCGGUUAGAGGGGAGUGAGCCAGUCAAUAUGGAGUACGCCAACCUCUGUUUAAAUUGUAUUUCAUUCAAUACAUUGUUCCCUGCUCUCAUACUGGCCUCGUGGUGGGAAGUGCUGUAAUUGCAGUUGUAUGACCUUUGAGCCUUCUUCAAGAAUGACUCAUCUAACUUGUCUUCCCGGUCCAAGUUGGGUAACAAGAGCUAAAUCAUGCCUAUUCUGUUUAUAUUUUUCAGAUUAUUUUUAGGCUGCGUCUGUAUAUAUGAGUGUAACUGGUGUGAGUCACAGUUUAAAGUCCACACAUCACAUCUGUUGAGAUCCUGGAGUUUGUGAAUUAUGAUUUUCUUUAACCAUAGUAUUCAAACCAUCCAGUGCUCAACUGCACACCCCUGCUGCACGAGUCAGCCUAUGAACAUCGCUCGGGCGACUGUGUGAGUGACGUAUCAUGGCAGUGUAAAUAUUUUCUGACGUGCUGAAGGUAAACAGUAUGUGAGGCAUUUCAUUCUUAGUGCCAUGAUGAGUAUUAUAUGUAAAUAAGCUCAGUAUUGAUAUAAGAGCUCCUAGGAUGCCAGACUAUUUUGAGCCUGUGUCACUGAGGCUGUUCUGUUGUGCCUCAUUAGGUCUCUUCCUUUGUGUGUGAUGAGUAUAGAGGAGAGGAGCAGGCUCUAGAUCGGGAUGACUCCCUCCCCCAUCUGACCUGCUCCUCUGCACUCCUCUGUUUUUGUCCCUCUGUGGGCGGGCCCGUCUCCCGACGUGCACCCAAGCUGAUGCUGGUUGUUCUGACGAAGCACUGGGGAAGGUCACAUCAUCCCGCAGGCAGCUCCUCGUCCUCAUCCUCACCAAAAUUAGCAUUCGUCACUCUCAUUACUGUCCAGCUUCAUUUCCAUUCGCUUCAUUUUCACACUGAACGUUUAUUGUGUUAUUUUGUGUUUGUUUGUUUUAAAAAACAAAACAAAGGAUCUCUCUUUGGAUUAGGAGGGCAGGUUUAUGAUGCCGUUUGCUGGUGUGUAGCGCUUUUCCUCAAGGAGGAGGACAUUAUUUCACCAGCUUUUCCCCGUGCCAAACUGUGAGGUUCUGCUCUGCUUCUGAAACCCAGGUUUCCCUGAGCUAAAAAGAUGUCCACCAUGGUGUACCCACGGGAAGAGAAACUGGAGAAGCUUUCUCAGGAGGAGAUCAUCUCGAACACAAAGCUCGUGAUCCAGGGUCUCGAGGCCCUGAAGAACGAGCAUAACUCCAUCCUUCACAGCCUCCUGGAGACCAUCAAGUGCCUAAAGAAGGAUGAAGAGGCCAACCUGGUGCACGAGAAGUCCAAUCUUCUCCGCAAGUCAGUGGAGAUGAUUGAAUUGGGCUUGGGAGAAGCACAGGUGAUGAUGGCCCUGUCCAACCACUUGAACGCGGUGGAGUCGGAAAAGCAGAAGCUGCGCGCACAGGUGAGGAGGCUUUGCCAGGAGAACCAGUGGUUGCGGGAUGAGCUGGCCAACACCCAGCAGAAGCUACAGAAGAGUGAACAGAGCGUGGCCCAGCUGGAAGAGGAGAAGAAGCACCUGGAGUUCAUGAACCAGCUCAAAAAAUACGAUGAAGAUGUCUCACCCACUCAGGAGGAGAAAGACCGAGAAACACCAAAGGACUCCCUGGAUGACCUCUUCCCCAAUGAUGAGGAGGAGCACGGCCAAGGAAUGCAGCACCAACAUAACAGUGCAGCCGUGGUCGCAGCCCAGCAGGGAGGCUAUGAGAUCCCAGCACGUCUGAGAACCUUGCACAACCUGGUCAUCCAGUAUGCCUCUCAGGGCAGGUACGAGGUGGCCGUGCCCCUGUGCAAGCAAGCUUUGGAGGACCUGGAGAAGACCUCGGGGCAUGAUCACCCUGAUGUGGCCACCAUGCUCAAUAUCUUGGCUUUGGUGUAUAGGGAUCAGAAUAAAUACAAAGAGGCAGCCCAUCUGCUCAACGACGCUCUAUCCAUCCGUGAGAAAACCCUGGGCAAGGACCAUCCUGCUGUUGCUGCCACCCUGAAUAACUUGGCCGUGCUGUAUGGAAAGAGAGGGAAGUACAAGGAGGCCGAGCCUCUGUGUAAGAGAGCUCUAGAGAUCAGAGAAAAGGUCCUGGGGAAGGACCACCCAGAUGUGGCCAAACAGCUGAACAACCUGGCCCUGCUGUGUCAGAAUCAGGGCAAAUAUGAGGAGGUGGAAUAUUACUACUGUCGUGCCCUGGAGAUCUACGAGUCCAGGCUGGGCCCAGAUGAUCCAAAUGUGGCCAAAACCAAGAACAACCUGGCAUCCUGCUUUCUCAAACAGGGGAAAUACAAGGAGGCUGAGAUUCUCUACAAAGAGAUCCUGACUCGUGCUCAUGAGAAAGAAUUUGGAUCUGUUGAUGCUGACAACAAGCCCAUCUGGAUGCACGCCGAGGAAAGGGAGGAGAGCAAGGGCAGGCACAGAGACAAUACUCCAUACGGAGAGUACGGAGGCUGGUACAAGGCCUGCAAAGUCAAUAGCCCUACAGUAAACACCACCUUGAGGAACCUGGGGGCUCUGUACCGCCGCCAGGGCAAGCUAGAAGCUGCUGAGACCCUGGAAGAGUGCGCUGCGAGGUCUCGCAAGCAGAGCAACACAGGCAUCGACCCAAUCCACCAGACACGUGUGGUGGAGAUCCUGAAAGAUACAGAGGGCGACAGGCGGAAGAGCAGGGACAGUCUCGCCAGCGUUAAGUAUGAGAGCGGCUCUGAGACCGGCGAGGAAGUGAGUAUGGGCGUGGAGUGGAACGGGGAUGGCAGUGGAACCCUCUAUCGCAGUGGCUCUCUGGGGAAGCUCAGGGAUGUUUUGCGUCGCAGCAGCGAGAUGCUGGUGAAGAAACUGCAGGGCAACGUACCCCCUGAACCUCGCAGCACCAAUAUGAAGCGAGCCUCUUCCUUGAACUAUCUGAACAAAUCCAGCGAUGAAACGUUCCAGAAUCGAGGGGGCAAUAAUUUCAGGGAGAGCCGUGGGCUCAGCUCCAGCACUGUGGAUCUCUACUCUGGAAACUGAGCAGCAGGCGGUUCUGUUCACCCAUCCAAAGACACUACUCCCCCUCCUCUUCCUCCCUUUGGCCUUCGGCAACAGAACCGUCGGACAGUGUCGAGUCCAGCACGCAUUUUGUCCACACGCCUGACCCAAAGAUCCUCUUAGAUUCCCACUCAUCAGGAUGAAUACCUACGCAACCAGUCUGAUAUUUUUCCCGUUGCCACAUUUCUGCAUUUCCCUCGUCGUAGUCCUAAUGUCUUGUUGCCUUGGAGCCUUGGUGCCUCCUAAUUGUGGCCAAGAAAACCUGCCGUACCUCAUCUCUGCCCUUAAUUCAUAAUCACUGACUCUGCACUUUGAGUUUGCCAUAAAUGCCACCUUUUGACAGUAAUAACCGAUUUUUAGUUAAGAUUAAGUUUUUCUUACAUGUAAAUAAAAGAUACUUUGUAGACUGUAGAUUUAUUUUUGCCUUCGACGGUAGAUAAAGAUGAAAAGGUUUUGGGUUUGAAAUGACGUCAUGUAACGUUUUCCUUUUAAUGAUUUGCCCGUUGAGAUUUAUUGCGAUGUUAGGGGUGUAGCUUCAAACUUUGGGAAACAGGGUGAAGAUGUUUAUUCUACUGACGUGACUGUAACUGAAAUUAUAGCUGCUGCUUUAACCACUACAGCUGAUCUCGUGCGUUGCAGAGAAAGACACAGGUGUAAUCGUGUAAACCAUGGAAAGCACUCCUUAAAAAAACAACUUGUGUAUGUACAUAUAUAUGUGUGAAAAAGUGAACCAAUCAGGACUGAACUGUUCAUCCUGAACAGUGGUGCCAUGCAGGACUUGACUGGUGUAUGUUAGUCCACUCUGAGCACAUCUUUCUGUAAUGCUGUGAUUGGGGAUGUGUGAUUUGAGUGUGUUGUUUGAUUGUGUUUUUCGUGUCGCUACUCAAAAACAACUGGAAUGGGGUUUUUUUCUAAUUCCCUUAUUUUGCCUUUGUUUUCAUUUCAUUCUAUGUAAUAAAUAUAAAAGAUAGAAUAUGAUCAAGUGCUCAAAUUUCAACAAGUAGAAAGCGCUUUUCAUUUAAGGGGACAGUUGCAUACGCGUCUGUUUUGAUCUGAUACUUAAAACGACCCCAGUUGGUGUCUGAUCCUGAUAAAAGAAAUAAAACCAUUUUCUACUCAGAAUUGAAUUCGCUUGAAUAUCUUCGUCUUAUCCACUUACGCUGUUCCACCAAGCGAGAUCUUACAACGUCAGACUCCAGUGUGAGUGUGGGAACUCGGGGAACAUAGAUGUCUUACUAAGAUGCGAGACUUCUGAGUUUUCCUCCUCCCACCUGGUACAAAUCAGCGUGGAGGGGGUUUGUCUGCUCGCUGCUAAUCUCUCAGGAUGUCAGAGCUUUAAUGUGGAGCUUUAUAUGAACCCAUACUCGUGGUUUUGGGUUCUGCUGAGAGCUGCCAGAUUCCCUUUUUUCCUGUUUCUAAGAGGUAAGUGACUAGCAGCAGAGUUAAUUAUUGCAUGGGAGCUGACACCAUGCCCUCAGACACUUCAAGAGUGGGACUACUGCCUCUCUUUCCUCCCUCAGGAAUUCAUUUUGUGAAUGAACUUGUU